Messenger RNA from Haliotis rubra (blacklip abalone), 746 nucleotides. RefSeq names its product kielin/chordin-like protein. The record is from RefSeq and is a predicted model, not a curated record. Lineage: Eukaryota; Metazoa; Mollusca; Gastropoda; Lepetellida; Haliotidae. The coding region runs from base 86 to 613 and encodes 175 amino acids. The transcript has 4 exons.
GAUUUACAACAUAUCGCGUGGCUGUUUUCUCACGGUCCUCUCUAUAAAAAGAUAAGGAUCUAAUACUGAGCUCUCAUUGACAACAAUGGCCGAUUUUGCGAUCUCGACCCUGGCGGUGUGUUGUUGUAUCGUGUUGACGCACGCUGCAGUAAAGACGUGCACACACAACGGCGUGACGUACGAGCAUGGCGACUCUUGGGUGGCCGACGACAGCUGUAACGGAUGCGACUGCACCGACUUUGGCACGGAAUGUGGAUCUCAUCUCAACUGCAACAAUAACAAUCUCCUGGGGAAGCCUGGGGAUCCCCUGUGCCGAUAUGGAUAUCAGUUUCACCGUGUGGGGGAAUCCUGGCUGGCGCAGGACCACUGCAACAACUGCAACUGCACCGUCAACGGCAUGAUCUGCACGUACAAGCCAUGCAAGAACACCGGAUUCGAUAAACCUAAAGACAAUGGCGGUGAAUUCAUGGACUGCCCCUACAAGAACGUCUACUACCACUACGGCGCGCACUUCCUCGCCGACAACGGUUGUAACACCUGCAUCUGCGUCAUGCCCGGAAACUAUGCUACCUUCCCAGUGUGCACCAUGACCAAGUGCACGCUGAUUGGCUGAAUAUUACACAAGUCAGAAGCUCUGACACAUCACCAACUACUGAAUCAUUACGUUUAGGUUUCGCUUGAUCAUAGAAUCUCUUUAAUCAUGUCGAUAUCUCCCACCACUGAUGUUUAAAGUUGUUCUAACCCUA